This is a messenger RNA of Aspergillus calidoustus, 2127 nucleotides long. The record is from the annotation of a GenBank genome assembly. Lineage: Eukaryota; Fungi; Ascomycota; Eurotiomycetes; Eurotiales; Aspergillaceae.
AUGACUGAGCCCAUGCUACUCAGGCGGGGUGCUGUUCAUGCGACUACGUCUUGGACCAGACUCCCCCGCAACCGCCCCCGAAAUCCAGGUCUGGAACGGUUGACUCUCUCGCAAACUCGACAUGUUAGUAGUGGCCUGGACUCCAUAACGACAAGUCGGGAUGCAUCGACCAUUUCUCCUACAUCAAAGUCGCCGUCCCCUCGCUGGGAAGCGCUCAAAACCGCAAAACCCUUUUCCGCGUUCCUGACGGAUACCUUCGAUCGCCAGCAUGACUACCUCAGAAUCAGCGUCACCGAGCGCUGUAAUCUCCGUUGCUUAUACUGCAUGCCCGAAGAAGGAGUGCCGCUUUCUCCUCCGUCUCACCUCUUGACCUCGCCCGAAAUCGUCUACCUUUCCUCGCUGUUCGUUUCGCAAGGCGUGACCAAGAUUCGUCUGACUGGCGGAGAACCAACUGUCAGGAAAGAUAUCGUUCCUUUGAUGCAGUCGAUUGGAGAAUUGCGGCGCGAUGGACUUCGGGAACUGUGCUUGACUACGAACGGAAUCUCGCUUCAUCGCAAGCUCGAACCUAUGGUGGAGGCUGGACUGACUGGGGUGAACCUCAGUCUGGACACGCUUGACCCAUUCCAGUUUCAGAUCAUGACGAGGAGAAAGGGGUUUGAGGCGGUGAUGAAAAGCAUCGACCGCAUACUGGAGUUGAACAAGAUGGGAGCAGGGAUAAAGUUGAAGAUCAACUGCGUCGUUAUGCGAGGGCUGAACGAACGGGAGAUCAUCCCGUUUGUUGAAAUGGGACGCGACAACCCCAUCGAAGUCCGGUUCAUUGAAUACAUGCCGUUUGACGGCAAUAAGUGGAGCCAAGGCAAGAUGGUCUCGUACCAAGAGAUGCUGGCUCUUAUUCGGGAGAAGUACCCAACGCUCGAAAAGGUGACAGGGCACAAGAACGAUACCAGCAAGACGUAUCGGAUUCCUGGGUUUCAAGGACGGGUCGGCUUCAUCACCAGCAUGACGCACAAUUUCUGCGGGACAUGCAACCGUCUGCGCAUUACCUGUGAUGGCAAUCUCAAAGUAUGCCUCUUCGGAAACGCCGAAGUUUCUCUGCGCGACAUUAUACGGAAGCAAAACAACCAUGAACCCAUCGACCAGGCUGUGCUAGAGGAGCUAGGACUCCUCGAGGCGGCACGAGCCGCCGCUCAGCUCCACGACGAAGGUGGACUUGUCAGUCAACGAGAGAAGGAACUUCUCGACGUUAUUGGAAUGGCCGUGAAACGGAAGAAGGCCAAACACGCCGGCAUGGGAGCGCUGGAGAACAUGAAAAACCGGCCGAUGAUUCUUAUUGAUAAAACAAGGGAAUCCUCAAGAAAUACAAGGCACCUUUCCUGGCAGUCACAGUCACCACUGGUUACUAAGGGGCGCCCAUGGACAAACAUCCCAACUUACAUGCUCAGUACUGGAGCUUCAAGCAACCAAGUUCGCUUCUACCGCCGCGAACGUAGCAACACAUCUGAGCCCCAGCAACCCAGGAAGCCUACCAGCACCAAUGCAGAGCCAACCUCCCUCCCCACAGCCUCAGACCCAGACCUCCCCCACCUCAACCGCUCUCAAAACGUGCACAUGACUCUCAUCGACGAGAAACCGGUAACCAAGCGCCUCGCCACAUCAACAUGCAUGGUCUACUUUUCCAACCGGCGCCCCUGGGAAAUUCUCCGCGAAGGCCGCGGCACGCGCAAGGGUGACGUCUUUAGCAUUGCUCGCAUCGCCGGUAUAACAGCCGCGAAAAAGACGCCUGAUAUCGUACCGCUUUGUCAUCCGGGUCUUGGGCUUACGGGUGUAGAGGUGGACGUCAAGUUGGAAGACCCGACUCCGACAAUGGAGAGGGGAGAAGAGACCAAGGAGAAGUCCUCAGCGAGCCUGAAGCAUGGGGGAAUGCGAGUCACGGCCUCAGUCAGUUGCCUUGGAAGAACCGGGGUGGAGAUGGAGGCCAUGACUGCGACUAUGGGGGCUGCCUUGACGGUUUACGAUAUGCUGAAGGCGGUUGAUAAGGGCAUGGUUAUCGGGGAUCUGAAGCUUUUGGAGAAGAUUGGUGGGAAGAGUGGACAUUGGGUGAGAGAGGAUGUCGUCAGGGAUGAGUAA